CUCCCUCUCGAUGUCCGUCAGAUCUAUCCACAAAUCGAGAAAACGAAAAAGCUUUCUGGCUAGGGUUUGUUCUCUACAACAUCUGUGUGUGAAUGGCGAGCCUCUGCACGGAAGGACGGGAGUCGAGAUUGGAGAAUCAAUCUCCGCCCGACAAAAGGCCUAGAAUCGAAUCCGGAGACGGUUGCAACAAAUCUGUUUGUGAAGGUGGAUCCGAUGACAAAAUACCUGAAUACGAUGAUGACGAUGACGAUAUGGAGAUGCCCGAAGACGUAUGUAAAGAGUAUGCUAGACAGGUUGAGGAGAGCGAGGGUUUUGAGGUCGAUGACUUCAGUCAGUACUCUAUGUUUAAUAUGGUUACACGUCUGGAAAUUAAUGACUAUUUUCGCAAUUUAGCCACUCCUUUCGCAGAGUUGGCGAUAAAGCAGUUCAACGAGAAAGAGAAUACGAAUUUUGUGUUUGUGAGGCUCUUGAUUCUAACCUCAAUGGUUGUCCGUGGUGUCGACUUGUAUAUUACCUUUGAGGCAAAGGAUGCUGAUGGUCAAAUUAAAACCUUCCAAGCUCUAGUGUUGUUAGCGCCCGGAAAAGAGGAAGACGAGUUGAAAUUUUGCAGGCUGAAACCCUCACACACCAAAAAUCAAGGUACUACUGAGAAUGAACAGGUUGGCAAGGCAUCACUUUGUUGCUGAUAUCUGUCAUCUCAGGUGACUGAAGACUGAAGAGUUGACAACUAUGGGUAUUAUUAUGCUAAUGGGACUGUAAAAAGGUGGUUUUAUUUGAAUGAAACAAAAGUCGGUAAAGGUUUUGAAACAACCAUAUGUAUGUUGCAAGUGCACUCGUCUAUUUGACAUAUCUUGUUAUGGUUUCAUUUGUGGAGUGGAACUAUUUAUGUUUGACCAUUAGCUUAUUUUUUUGUUGUGCUUGUUCUGAC
This is a messenger RNA of Tripterygium wilfordii, 928 nucleotides long. Its product is annotated as UPF0725 protein At4g29550-like. The coding region runs from base 93 to 686 and encodes 197 amino acids. NCBI's taxonomy places the organism in Eukaryota, Viridiplantae, Streptophyta, Magnoliopsida, Celastrales, Celastraceae. The record is from RefSeq and is a predicted model, not a curated record. Gene Ontology annotation, molecular function: cysteine-type endopeptidase inhibitor activity. The transcript is spliced from 5 exons.